AAAUUGGGCAUUCCAGCUCAAGUGGACCACAUUCCUGGAAGCUGUUUCCUCCAUUUGUUGGUUGAUGAUCGAUAAACCACAAUUUUGCCGCACCCGAACACUGAUAUCUUUACACCCAGGAAUUCGACAGAGGAUGUUAACAGCCUAUGGGCUGUAGAGAAGCAGUCCCUGCCGAUUUCACUCCCAUAACUGUAUAACUCACCUGGCCUGCACACCCUGAAGUCAUGCCUUUAGCAGAGAGAUGCUGGGGCUAGUGUUACUGGCGAUGGUUUCUAUGGCAACAGGAGAAGACGUGCUAAACAUGUGCAUGGAUGCUAAGCAUCACAAAGUCCACCCAGGACCAGAGGGGGACCUGUACCAGCAGUGUGCUCCCUGGAAGAACAAUGCCUGUUGCAUGGCUAACACCACCUCUGAGGCCCACAAUGAUCAAUCAUACCUUUACAACUUCAACUGGAACCACUGUGGCAUGAUGACGGACAAAUGCAAGAAACACUUCAUUCAGGACACAUGCUUCUACGAGUGCUCUCCCAACCUGGGGCCCUGGAUCCAAAAGGUUGACCAAAGUUGGCGUCGAGAGCGAAUCCUGUAUGUGCCCCUAUGCAAGGAGGACUGCAGUGCAUGGUGGGAAGAUUGCAAAGAUGACUACACAUGUAAAGAGAACUGGCACAAGGGCUGGGACUGGAGCACAGGAAUUAACCGCUGCCCAGCAAAUACCCACUGUCAGAAGUUUAGUGACGUAUUUCCAACUGCGCAGAGCCUGUGCGAAAAGAUCUGGUCUGACUCUUACAAAUACACCACCCACAUAAGAGGCAGUGGCCGCUGCUUGCAGAUGUGGUUCGAGUAUGGCAAAAACCCAAACCCUGAGGUGGCACAAUACUAUGCGAUACAGAUGGGCCUAGUCGGAAAGGCUUCUUCCCUCGGUCGCCCAGCUGCCCUCCUUCUCCUCACUGUAGUCCUCUCUUUGCUGUUUUCCUGAUAAAAAAUAUACUGUACCUAGUCAAAAA
Molecule: messenger RNA, 1004 nt
Organism: Acipenser ruthenus (sterlet)
Lineage: Eukaryota; Metazoa; Chordata; Actinopteri; Acipenseriformes; Acipenseridae
Product: folate receptor alpha-like
Exons: 6
Coding region: 242-976 (244 amino acids)
Cellular component (GO): external side of plasma membrane
Molecular function (GO): signaling receptor activity
Source: RefSeq, a predicted model, not a curated record